CUCUUGCGUUCUUGAAGGUGUGUUUUUCUUCGUGUUGCCGUUCAAACCCUAGGGCACCGACACCACACAAUUUCUCUCCAAAAACAAUCCCACGACUUCUCCAAACCCACCCUUAAAUCUUCUGAAGUCCGAGCAACUGAAUUAGGGUUUUUGUUCAAGUUGUGGCACGCCUCUCCUCCACCAAACAUUUCUUCAACAUGGACGCCCAGAGAGCUCUUCUGGACGAACUCAUGGGUUCAGCUCGUAAUUUGACGGAGGAAGAAAGAAGAGGAUACAAGGAAGUUAUGUGGGAUGAUAAGGAGGUUUGCGGGUUCUAUAUGGUUCGCUUUUGCCCACAUGAUCUUUUCGUAAAUACACGAAGCGACCUUGGUCCUUGCCCUAGAAUACAUGACCAGAAAUUGAAAGAAAGCUUUGAAAACUCACCAAGGCAUGAUGCUUAUGUUCCCAAAUUUGAGGCUGAACUUGCUCAGUUUUGUGAGAAAUUGGUAAUGGACUUGGAUCGGCGUGUUAGGCGUGGACGUGAGCGUCUUGCCCAAGAGGUUGAACCUGCACCACCAACUCCACUGUCAGCUGAGAAGUCAGAGCAGUUAUCUGUGCUGGAGGAAAAAAUAAAGAAUUUACUGGAACAGGUGGAGGCCCUUGGUGAAGCGGGUAAAGUGGAUGAAGCUGAAGCACUGAUGAGAAAGGUGGAUUUACUUAAUGCUGAGAAAACAGCAUUGACUCAACAAACCCAAAAUGACAAGGUAUUGAUGCUUGCCCAAGAGAAAAAAAUGGCUCUCUGUGAGAUAUGUGGUUCUUUUCUUGUAGCAAAUGAUGCUGCAGAGAGAGUUCAGUCACAUGUCACAGGUAAGCAGCAUGUUGGUUAUGGCAUGGUCAGAGAUUUCAUCUCUGAGCACAAGGCAGCAAAGGAGAAAGCAAGGGAAGAAGAAAGAUUAGCCAGGGAGAAAGAGGCAGAAGAACGGAGAAAGCAAAGAGAGGAGAAUGAGAGAAGAAAGGGUGGUGACUCUAGCGAGAGGGACAGAUAUCGUGACAGAGAGCGAGACAGGGAUCGAGAUAGGCAUCGUGAACGAGAUCGAGACCGUGGGUCUAGAAGAGGUAGUCGUGAUGAUGUAAGAGGAAUGGAUUGGAGGUCUAGGAAUGGAAGGGAUGGAGGCCGGGAUAGGUAUCGUGAUCGGAGCAGGUCAAGAUCCCCUAUAAGGCAUGGUCAUAGGAGAUCAUCUAGAAGUCCGGUGCGGCCAUAAUUAUGAACUGUGUUAAGAGAUGUCCGAGCUUUAAAACUAAAUGAGGUAGAUCUCUUCAUGUUCGAAGCUUAUGAAUGUAUGCUUUGGUACCUCAAGUUACUUUGUCAGUAUUGGUGAAACUUUUUUUGCUAUCUCACAGCUGUGUUGACUGUAUCAUCUCCCUUUCAUCAUUAUUAUUAGAGGAGAAAAGGGUUGAGGUAGGUAUUUUUUGUUGUUAUAACUCUUUAAGUAUAAUUUAGACUUUUGAUUUGCACAUCUUUUAUACUAGAUUCUUAUAAAAAAUUGUGCAAGUGUCUUCUACAUUUUCAUGUUGAGUGGAGCUUUCGCUACUUCAGUGUUUGUCAUGUGUUUAAUAGGACAGGAUCAAAAUAUAUGCAUGCUGAGAGGGCUGACGUUUAUUUUCUCGUUUUUGAGGUAACAUAUAAAUCUCAUCUCUUUUCUAAGAACACGUGAUCGCCAGUUGUUGUUAUCAACCCUGUAUCUGGGAAGUGUCUCGUUCUUCUUAAUAAUGUAUAUUACUAGUAGUGCCUAUAGUCCAUGUUUUUUUGACAUAGAGACCAUGUAGAUCUAGCUUUUCAAAGCAUUUUAACCAGUACCUUUGUCUCAUUGAAGAUUAUCUUCUGGGAUUUUUCAUUGAAUAGUUUUUCUUUCUAUUAUCUCGUGGAGUAUAGAAUCUAGGGGAGCCUGGGUAAUAUUAGCAUCAUGGUGGAACAUGCCUUCUUUUCUUAGCAGAAUGGAAGUUUUGGUUACAUAAAUGGAGCUCGAUACUUACUAAAAGGAGAGGUAUAACCUUUAUUUAGUACAGUGCUUUCCACAUCAAAAUUCUGGUUUGAUGAAAGAAGUGGGGGAAGAAGUAUGACGUAGCAUGAAAUAUACAACUUGUGGUGACUGAAGGUAAUUUUUACUGUUAAUCUGUAAAAUAGCAUGAUCUUUAAUCCAUAUAGUUUGCAGGAAAUGUAUUGGGCGAGUUUUUUGAUUGCUACUGGUGGAUACAAACCGUCUUGGUAAGGAAUGAUUUGUGCAGGGAACUUAUUUUGCAAAGUAGAUCAUAUUUGCAGAACCAUUGAAUUGCGCCAAUAUGGUAUUUUCCGAACCAUUUGAAUUGUGUCGAUAUAGGGUCUUCGAAAAUGAAUGCAAUGAAAUUUUGUGUGCCAUGUUUAAAUCUUUCAGAAGUCAGAGAUGUCAGUUCUGCGUUUGGUACUUGCUGAUGAAUUUGAAGUUUAAAUCUUUGAGAGAUUGUUUUAGAGCACAUUGCGGACAAGUUGACAGAGAGCAUCAGCAUCAUGCAGUUUUUAUUUUUUCUCUGUUUUUUGGCCUUUUUAUAUCCUUUUUCCUUUAGUUCUCUACUUUUUGAGCAAACACAUCUUAUUUUCGGCUUUUUGAUCUUGAUUUUUUUCCCUCGCAUUUAGAUUGAAAGAUGACUUUUAAAACAAGCCAAUCCAUUCUGCUGAGUAUCUAACUUUGAAA
Momordica charantia (bitter melon) is the source of this 2708-nucleotide messenger RNA. The record is from RefSeq and is a predicted model, not a curated record. NCBI's taxonomy places the organism in Eukaryota, Viridiplantae, Streptophyta, Magnoliopsida, Cucurbitales, Cucurbitaceae.